Rhipicephalus microplus (southern cattle tick) is the source of this 2259-nucleotide messenger RNA. RefSeq names its product nucleolar protein 9. NCBI's taxonomy places the organism in Eukaryota, Metazoa, Arthropoda, Arachnida, Ixodida, Ixodidae. Gene Ontology annotation, molecular function: RNA binding. The record is from RefSeq and is a predicted model, not a curated record. Gene Ontology annotation, biological process: endonucleolytic cleavage in ITS1 to separate SSU-rRNA from 5.8S rRNA and LSU-rRNA from tricistronic rRNA transcript (SSU-rRNA, 5.8S rRNA, LSU-rRNA); ribosomal small subunit export from nucleus; endonucleolytic cleavage to generate mature 5'-end of SSU-rRNA from (SSU-rRNA, 5.8S rRNA, LSU-rRNA). Gene Ontology annotation, cellular component: preribosome, small subunit precursor; nucleolus; 90S preribosome.
AAUGGCGUUCUACAUGCACGGAAGCACGGGCACGGAACCAUGCUCAAGCGACUAAAGCAUGCCGCAUCUGAAAUCUUUUAGAGCUGUGCACGCUAGCUUUGAGCGUUUCCUCUGUCAUAUAGGAGCAACCUUUAUCUAUUGUGAAUAAAUGCAUGCGAGUGCAAAGUAGAAUAUGUUCAACCUGUUUAUGUUGCAUGGUUGAUACCAGGGCGUGCUGAUAACGUAUUUGAAGACUUCAAACGAAAAAAUGAAGGCUGUCAAACGCACUCUGCACCAACAACAAGAAUCCUGCAGUCACAAGAAAAGUGCGUGGAGCCCCAAAGUUUGCGAAGUUGGUACCUCCUCACGGGCAGGCGCCCGCCAACGUUCGAAUCGCAUUGAGGACAGAAGUGACCACGUUCAGUUUUCACCGUCUCACCACGUUGACAAGGACACGAAAUCCUACUUUACAAUGGCAUGUGAAAGAUUUCAAGAGGAGUUCGAGGAUGAUGAAGAUAAAGCCCUCUUCUUGGAAAAUGUGGCAGAACAGACGUGUGGAAAAGAGGUGCAACUCUCUUGUGAUGACUCGACGAGUCAUUGCAUGCAAAUGCUCCUGAGUAAUACCAGAAGCAUCAGUGUACUGACUCGUUUCAUGUCCUCAUUCUUGGACAAUGUUCAUUUGAUGUGCACUCAUCACAUUGGAGCCUAUGUGAUACAGACCCUGCUUGAGGCUUCAUUGAAGUACCUACAGUCACCCUCCACCUACAUUGCAUCUGAGGGAGAGUGUGAGUAUACUGAUGCAAGGAAAAGGCAUGGCAUUGAUACAGCAAAGAAAAGGGCUGUCGAAGGCAAGAAACGCUUGGCUACUUCUCAGGACAGUUCGCAAGACAUUGACACUUCACACGUGACGAGGCUGGCGGGCUGCCAUGACAAGGUUGUAUCUUGGGUACUAGCUGUAGGACGCUUCUGCUUGGAAAAUAUAAAAGAGUUUGUCUUCAGCGGAGUGCCUACGCAUGUAAUUCGCAGCAUUGUACAAGUUUUAGGAGGAUGUUAUGUGGAAAAACAUCUUUCACGACCGCAAACAAGCAAAAAGAAACAAAAAACAGCUAUAGAGCAACAGAAAAAAAACGUUGAAGUUGUUGAUGUUCCUGAAGAGUAUGAUGAACUCUUUGGGAUAUAUGUUGAAACUAUAAAAACAGAGUUCGACAUGUUCGAUAUCAUGACAAACAAUGUGGCAUCGAUGCUUCUACAAGCCUUGAUUCUUAUAUUGCAAUUAAAGAAUCCAAAAUUGCUAUUUAGAUUAGUGAAGCAUAUUGCCAAUGCUAUCUUUUCAGAAUCACCAAGUGAUGAAAGGGCAUUACCGCCUGCAUUUAUGGACCCAAGUGCCUCAUUCACUGUGGAAGAACUGCUCAAGCGUUGCUCUGCCAAGUCUUUUACUAAAUUAUGGGACAACUACAUUUCGGGGAUCCUGCUUCAGAUGUCACUUCAUCCUGUAUCUACAUUUUGUGCACAACGGGUUGUGGAGUGUGCUGCAUCAUCUGAGCAGUUUCAAGAAAUGUAUGAAGAAUUGGAGCCAGGAUUUGAUGCCCUCUUGGACCAUCAACAAAUUUCAAUGCUAGUGUGCAUUGCUGCUGCCUGCAAAACUCACUCUGUGAACCAGGCAAGGUUUGUCACGGCAUUGAUGAAAACUCUUCAUUGUGCGGAUCCAGAAGACCGGCAAACCUUUCUGACACCUCUCAUUUUAUAUAUGAAAAGAUAUGAAGAGUUUGACAAGUCACAGCUAGGAACAACAGUGGUCUACCAGGGGAGCCUGCUGUUACAGCAUUUACUUAGUUUUGGCAAGACUCGGCAGGUUUCACAAAGCCUACUGAGUAUGGGCUCUGAAGCUUUGGAAGGAAUUGCCUGUUGUCCAUGUGGCUCUCACGUUUUGGAUGCAUUUGUGCGAAGUGACCAUGUGAAGAAAAAAAGCAAGGAAGAACUUGUUAGAAUGCUUAGAGGUCACUAUGGAAGCCUUGCAGUGGACAAAUAUGGAAGUUGUUUUGUCAUGAAUUUAUGGGACAUUGUAAACUUGGCGCAAAAAACAGAAAUUGCAGAAGAACUUUCUGACAAGGAGAGUGUCCUUGCAGCCUCAGCACAUGGGAAGUUAGUCUCCAAAAAGCUUUGCCUUCAUCACUUCAUUCAUCGCCGAAGUGAUUGGGUUGAACUGCAGAAGAGUAACAAAAAGACAUCGCUUCUUUUCCAAGACAUUCUCAAAGAGAAAUAAAGUCAUUCCUAAUUAAA